AUGAUUUCAACAAUAAUCCUCUCAGGAGGUAUAUAUCUUUCAUUCUUCUUAGCAUAUCAAGCAUUCUCACCUCUGUUCGAAUCAGAACGCAAGAGAGCUUAUGUCUUAUCGUCAAUCUCAUCAUUUACCAUGACAUUACUAUCGAUUCCUCUAUUUGGAAGUUAUCUGCUAUACGGAUUGAAAGAUACAUUUGAAUAUGCACAAGGGGGAUGGAUGGGAAAUUGGACAAGGUUUGCUGUGGUGUUUUUCGCUACUUACUUGUUUGCUGAUGUGAGUUUAUCAUUCCUGACUAUUGGAUAUGUCAAAUAUCCAUCGCAAGUCGGCCUGUUGACAGGCUGGAUACACCAUACCGUUUACAUAGGUAUGAUGAUCUACCUACUCAACUCAAUUCAAGCACCUACUUUCCUUGUUGGAUCGAUCAUGGAACUUCCCACUCUCGAUCUCGCCUUAUCAAAUCUGUUUCCCUCCAUUCGAAGUGAUCUGAGGUUCCUCUCUACGUUUUUCACUCUUCGAAUCGUUCUACAUUCUAUCAUCCUCUUUCAAUGCGCGAUGCCUUCCACUCGAGCAUACAUGGGAGGUUCAUUCGUCCCUGUGAUCUUGUUGAGUCCAGCUCUUCUGAUGCAUUUGUCUUGGUUCAGAGGUGGAGUCAUCGGAUAUAUGAAAAGAAACUCUAAAUCAUCAUCCCAAAAGAAGGCGACAAAAGAAAAUGUGGUUGAAGAUCCAGUCAUUCAAUAUGCAGCUUCAAUUGAUCAAACCACCGCACAAUUGAUCCCACCUACUCCCGAUGACUCUCCAAUUGUAACACCAAGGACACCAAUUCAGAAUCCUAUAUUGGGAGGGAUGUCCAACUUACCUACUUUGUCUGUACCAAACAUCAAUAUCCCAUCUUUGGGCGAAAUCAAAUCUAAUUUGACAACAGACAAAUUAAUCCCGGGAGGGUUUCGAGAUGCGGUGAAAAAUAGAUGGGAAGAACAGAAAGAGAGAUUUACUGCCAGAGAUCAGGGGACCACUGGAAUGGUACAGAGGAAACCGAUCAGUGACACUCGUGAAAGCUCGGAAACAGUGGUAGUAACAGAAGUCUUGGUUGACUGA
Kwoniella shivajii is the source of this 1092-nucleotide messenger RNA. RefSeq lists its product as uncharacterized. Lineage: Eukaryota; Fungi; Basidiomycota; Tremellomycetes; Tremellales; Cryptococcaceae. The record is from RefSeq and is a predicted model, not a curated record. Bases 1 to 1092 code for a protein of 363 amino acids. The transcript has 5 exons.